AUGGGUACGGCUGCCUGGCCUUGCCCAGCCAUGCUCAGCCUUGUCCGACCAUAUUUUCACUCUCCUCACAUUCCUUUCUCUCUCCUCAAAAACCCUCACUCCAUGGCCAAGAAUGUCAACAAGGGUGCAUGGACAGCUGAGGAAGAUCAAAUUCUCUCUCAAUGCAUCAAAACCCAUGGUGCAAAGAAAUGGCAAUCAAUCCCAGCCAAAGCUGGGCUUAAGCGGUGCGGCAAGAGCUGCCGCCUGAGAUGGCUUAAUUAUCUUAGACCUUGUAUUAAGAGAGGUAAUAUCUCAGAAGAGGAAGAAGAUCUCAUAAUUCGACUCCAUAAGCUGCUCGGUAACAGGUGGUCACUGAUUGCCGGCCGGUUACCUGGACGAACCGAUAACGAGAUAAAGAAUUAUUGGAAUACUUAUUUGAGCAAAAAGCUUAAAUUCGAGAAACCAGCAGAGGAUCCCAAACAAAGGCCAAGGCCCAAGAAGCAAAGGCUCGAAACACCGACGAUGAGAGACAGCGAACCAUUUAACAUGGAGGUAAGCUCCAGUAACUCGGGUCAUAGAUCGAAUGGGCCUUCCGAUGCCGAGCACAAGAUUAGUGCUGUGCAAGCUGAGAAUUUCAAACUAGGGGAAGACAGUAGUCAUGCGGGUUUGGUUAAGGAUUUGGAGGUGGUGAAUUUUGGUGAUUCAUAUGAGGUGAGCAGAGAAGAGUUCAGUUUGGACUGGUUAAGCAACUUUUUAGAGGCUGAUGAAGAGGAAUUAGGGUUUUUAUCAAGUAAUAAUUAUCUGGAGGAGGAGUACAGGGACCUAAUUGGGAUUUCCCCUUUGUACUCAUGGACUUCUUCUUCCUUUGCAUGCACAAAUCAUAAUUGUAAUUAAUCACAAUAAGUAGUCCCUUUGUGAAAA
Molecule: messenger RNA, 900 nt
Organism: Amborella trichopoda
Lineage: Eukaryota; Viridiplantae; Streptophyta; Magnoliopsida; Amborellales; Amborellaceae
Product: transcription factor MYB1
Source: RefSeq, a predicted model, not a curated record